CCUUCAGUUGGUUGCUGACUCUAGAGUAGAGAACCAACAUGAACCCUGCUCUCCCCUCUAUAUUUAUCCUUCUCCUAGGGCAGGUUGCAGGACAGAAUGAAACCUUCCAGAAGGAGGCAGAACCUCCCCUGAACUGCUCAAACAAUGAUCGUGCAAGACAAGGGGAUAAAGUGAUUAUGGAGUAUAUUGGUCUUCUAUCCAAUGGAACCCAGUUCGAUAGCGGUCAGUCGGAGUUCGUGAUCGGUGAGAAGAACGUAAUUCCUGGGUUAGAGCAGGGUAUGGAGGGAGGUUGUGCUGGAGAGAAGAUUAAUAUUAUAGUUCCUCCAGAGUACGGAUACGGAGAUAGUCCUUCCGACAAGGUUCCCCCCGGUUCAACUCUUUACUUCCUCACAAGUCUGAAUGGAAUCGUCCGAACCAUUAAACCUGCAUCAGGUGGAAGCUGUAAUGAAGGACAGAAGGCCAGACCUAAUAUUGAUGUAACUAUGGAUAUUGAGGGUAGAGUUAUCCAACCUGAUGGAAAAGGAAAUGUUUUCAUUGACACUCCGUCCUUGGAGAUCAGAUUCGGAAACCCCAAAGCAAUCAGGUUUGUUCGAGGACUGGAGUCUGGGUUGACCGGAGCUUGUGUAGAUGAAGAGAGAACCCUGCUCCUGGGACCCAACCUGGCAUACGGAGAACAAGGGAAAAGUGACGGGAAAGUGAAGGGUGGAGAGAGUGUAAAGAUAGAUGUUAGGAUUGUCCGAGUCCGGGAUAAGAAACCUGAGGAUCAAGGACUUGUCUUAGCUUUCCUAGACACUAUAGCUGACGGAAACCUGAAAGGAUUUUCAGGAUAAAUCUUCUGUAAACUCAAACAUGUUCAAAUUUUGCUAAAAAAUAAAUUAUUCACUGAAACGUG
Molecule: messenger RNA, 892 nt
Organism: Eurytemora carolleeae
Lineage: Eukaryota; Metazoa; Arthropoda; Copepoda; Calanoida; Temoridae
Product: peptidyl-prolyl cis-trans isomerase FKBP10
Exons: 5
Coding region: 39-830 (263 amino acids)
Molecular function (GO): peptidyl-prolyl cis-trans isomerase activity
Source: RefSeq, a predicted model, not a curated record